AUGGACGGGGCGGCUCGGAGGGGGGCCCCGGCCGCCGCGCUGCUGCUGCUGCUGCUCCUGGCGGCGGCGGGCUGGCUGGGGCCGGGCGCCGGAGCCUCGCCGACCCCUCCCGGGGCCGCCCCCCAGGACACUUGCACGUCGUGCGGCUUCCGGCGGCCGGCCGAGGAGCCCGACGCCGUGGACGGCGAGUUCCUGGAGGCCGUCAAGAGGCACAUCCUGAACCGGCUGCAGAUGCGCGACCGGCCGAACAUCACGCACGCCGUCCCCAAGGCGGCCAUGGUCACGGCGCUGCGCAAGCUGCACGCGGGCAAGGUGCGCGACGACGGCCGCGUCGAGAUCCCGAGCCUGGACGGGCAGGCGAGCCCGGGGCCGCCCGCGCACGAGCAGAGCUCCGAGAUCAUCAGCUUCGCCGAGACAGAUGAUCUGACAUCCUCUAGAAUGCGUCUCUAUUUCUUCAUUUCCAAUGAAGGGAACCAGAAUUUGUUUGUGGCUCAAGCCAGUCUGUGGCUUUACUUGAAGCUGCUUCCGUAUGUCUUGGAGAAAGGCAGCCGACGAAAAGUAAGAGUCAAAGUGUAUUUCCAAGACCCGGACACUAGCAACAAGUGGAAUGUGGUUGAAAAGAAAGUUGAUCUCAAAAGAAGUGGUUGGCACACAUUUCCCAUGACAGAAGCAAUCCAGGCUCUGUUUGAGAGAGGGGAAAGAAGGCUGAACUUGGAUGUUCAGUGCGAAGGCUGUGAAGAGUAUUCAGUGCUGCCAAUUUACGUGGACCCUGGGGAUGAGUCUCACCGGCCCUUUUUGGUGGUGCAGGCCCGGUUGGCUGACAACAAGCACAGGAUCCGGAAAAGAGGCCUGGAGUGUGAUGGCAGGACCAAUUUAUGUUGCAGGCAACAGUUUUACAUUGACUUUAGACUCAUUGGGUGGAACGACUGGAUCAUAGCGCCAUUGGGUUACUAUGGGAAUUACUGUGAAGGGAGCUGCCCGGCCUAUUUGGCUGGCGUCCCGGGCUCAGCUUCCUCUUUUCACACUGCAGUCGUGAAUCAGUACCGCAUGCGAGGGCUGAACCCAGGCACUGUGAACUCCUGCUGCAUCCCAACCAAACUGAGCACAAUGUCCAUGCUGUACUUUGACGAUGAAUACAACAUCGUGAAGAGGGACGUUCCCAAUAUGAUUGUGGAAGAGUGUGGCUGCGCCUGA
Molecule: messenger RNA, 1194 nt
Organism: Varanus komodoensis (Komodo dragon)
Lineage: Eukaryota; Metazoa; Chordata; Lepidosauria; Squamata; Varanidae
Gene: INHBB
Product: inhibin subunit beta B
Exons: 2
Coding region: 1-1194 (397 amino acids)
Biological process (GO): BMP signaling pathway; SMAD protein signal transduction
Cellular component (GO): extracellular region
Molecular function (GO): cytokine activity; growth factor activity
Source: RefSeq, a predicted model, not a curated record